This is a messenger RNA of Serendipita indica DSM 11827, 477 nucleotides long. The record is from the annotation of a GenBank genome assembly. Lineage: Eukaryota; Fungi; Basidiomycota; Agaricomycetes; Sebacinales; Serendipitaceae.
AUGGCAGGAAUCUGUCGUGUGAGGCUCGCUGAAGAGCGUAAAGCAUGGCGAAAGGACCAUCCAUUCGGCUUCUACGCUCGACCUCUGAAGGCAGCUGAUGGAUCUCUGAACCUCAUGGAAUGGGAAGUAGGCAUUCCUGGCAAAGCCGGGACGCUAUGGGAGAAUGGACUCUACAAAAUGGUGAUGAGUUUUCCUGAAGAAUAUCCUUCGAAGCCUCCAAAGUGCAAAUUCACACCGCCUCUGUUCCAUCCAAACAUCUAUCCAAGUGGGACGGUUUGUCUAUCGAUUCUAGACGAAGAAAAGGCGUGGAAGCCUGGAAUCACCAUCAAGCAAAUUCUGCUCGGUGUGCAAGACCUGUUAACAGACCCAAACGUCAAUGAUCCUGCGCAGAGUGAUGCUUAUACUAUGUUCAAGAAUGACCGUAACGCAUACGAUCGCCGCAUUCGCCAGCAAGCCAAGGAGAAUAUUCCGAAAUAA